UUCAUACAAGGCAUGCCUCCGGUAAAGGACGAGUCAAUACGAGAAACAAAUUGCCUGGAAAUUAUAAAUAUUGUGGAGAAAAGUCCCGCGAAAAGUACAUUGGUUGAUGUGAGGGCUUGCAAUAAACCUGCUGCCAAGUGUUAGUUACAGUGCGUCAUGUGGGCAGCUGGUUAUGUUGUAUGUGUUCACGAUUAGUUAAGAUGCACAGGACUGUCUAGUGUGGAGUGCCUCUAUGUAGUGCAUGCUUUAGCACCUGAACACGGAGACAUCAUGACUAAUUCACAGGUCUGGUUCCGCGGCGUGCGAAGCUCCAAGUUCCGCCAUGUGUACGGGGUGCCCUCAAAGCGGGAGCGUUGCUAUGACAACAUCAAGAUCACCAGAAACGCGCACGAUUCCAACUUCUGCGCCGUCAAUCCCAAGUUCGUGGCGAUCGUCACUGAGGUCGCGGGGGGUGGCGCGUUCCUUGUCCUGCCUUUGGAUCAUACUGGACGCCUAGAUUUCAACGCGAGCCGCGUCACAGGCCACAAAGGCCCAGUCCUCGACAUCAAGUGGAACCCCUUCAAUGACAACAUCAUCGCCUCGUGUUCCGAUGACUGCACGGUGAAACUAUGGCACAUCCCCGACGGCGGUCUCUCCAUGCACCUGACAGAUUGGUUGGUGGAACUCCACGGGCACAAGCGCAGAGUGGCGUACAUCGAGUGGCACCCUACCGCCGAAAACAUCUUGCUUAGUGCAGGCUUUGACUACUUGAUUUUCGUCUGGGACGUGGGCAAAGGCGAGGCGGUGAAGGUGAUCGACUGCCACAGCGACGUCAUCUACUGCAUGUCCUUCAACCGGGACGGGUCCCUACUAGCCACUACAUGCAAGGAUAAAAAGCUGAGGGUCAUAGAACCGAGGAGCGGGAUCGUGCUUUCAGAAGGCCCCUGCCACCUAGGCACCAAAGCGUCCAAAUGCACAUUCCUUGGCAGCUCAGGCAAAGUGCUAACUACAGGGUUCUCACGCUACAGCGACCGCCAGUACGCCAUCUGGGACCAGCACAACUUGGACAAACCACUGGCCUGCGAGACUAUCGACAGCUCUUCGGGUGUCGUGUUCCCUUAUUACGACCAUGAUACUAAUAUGGUUUACCUUGCGGGCAAGGGCGAUGGGAACAUCCGAUACUACGAAGUGGUCGACGAGGCCCCGUACGUGCACUUCCUCAAUCAGUUUCUAUCCGGCAACCCCCAACGUGGUCUAGGCUUCAUGCCAAAACGCGGCGUGAACACGGCGCUGUGCGAGGUGUUCCGCUUCUACAAGCUGCACACCUCCCGGGGACUGUGCGAGCCCAUCGCCAUGAUCGUGCCACGCAAGUCAGACUGCUUCCAGGAGGACCUGUACCCGGACACGGCGGCGCCGCUGCCGGCGCUGUCGGCCAAGGACUGGCUCAGCGGCAUGAACGCGCCGCCGCUGCUCAUCAGCAUGAAGACUGGAGUAACAAUAUCGACGCACAAGCCACGUACCAGCAAUAAGGACGCGCCGGCGCUGCAGCCGCAAGACGCCAACAACCGCAAGAAGUUCGCCUUCCUGUCCCGAGAGACCACGCCCGACUACCGCCCGCUGGCCACCUGGCAGGAGAACCACGCCAACAUCGACAACGAUAUACAGAUGCAGGUGAUAGAGAAGUCGCAGAAAACGAGCGCGAACCAGAACACAAAGUUCCACCAGCUGCAGAAGAUGUUCGGCAAGCAGAGCGGCGAGGCGGAGCCCGUGCCGCUGUACAAGCAGAUCAACCAGGGCGAUGUGUUCAGUACUGAGAAUGAGUUGCGGCUGGCAUUCAACCGGCAAGGCGAGGAGCUGCGCAUCGUGAAGCGGCAGCUGCAGAACAGCCAGCAGCGCGUGCGCGAGCUCGAGCAGGCCAUCGCCGCGCUGCAGUCGCACAUGCAGCGCGACGCUUCUUAAACAUAAACCCAACCAUGGAAACCUUACAGACACCGUACAGCUGCGUCUUUCGAGCGGUAGCGUCUAGCCUGGGUACCGACAGCACAAUAGCCAUGUUCACGCAGAUCGAGGCACGUCCCGAGACAUGCUUAGACCGAAGCAUGUCUACGUCGGACGUUUGCCGACCUUGCGACAUGCUUCGCUGUGUGGAGAAAUGUGGCCAUUUGAUAACAUUUUGUGAACGGUACUGUCAAAGCCGCAAUAAUAAGGAUAAGAAUGAGAGAUUUGGGUAUCGUCGUGAGCGAUUGGCCACUUGGCAGUGACUUUUCAACCGACCCAAAGCUCUGGAAAUUAGCGUCUAGACGUCAAAGCUCGGGAGGCGCUUGUGGGAUCUCUGUUAGUCGGUUUAUGCGCAGUCGCAUAUGCAGCGCGAUGCUUAAACACGCGCCGCGCACGUCAGUGCACAAUGUAAACUUAGUGAGCGAGGGACUUGGUUAUGCGUAACUAGUGGCUAGGCGGAUAUACAUAUAAGUCUAGUACCUAAUAUCAGUGUCAUCGCCACUCCGUUACGCGUUCCGAGAUAUUACAGUCUGAGCCCAUUUUGGGAGCUGCUUGCAGGAUAACCUUAUAUACAAGGUUUGAGAGUGAUAACAAUGUGACUUACGUUAGCCUAAACGGAAGUGCUUUUAGCUCGUAGUGAAUGCCAAAUGAAACGAAAGCGACACGUUGCUAAUUUCUACCAGUAGAUAGGAUUUCUCAAACCUCUUUAACAAAAGAUCUCAUUAGCAACUCUAUAAACGAUCUAUCAUUCCAUCUGAACUUCUACUACUCGUAAUUUUAGUAGGACUACGUUAGAAAUGGAAAAUAAGUACAAGUUUACAAUGUGCGAUGUCUUAAUAUUGUACUUGCUCAUUGCUACUAUUAUUUGCUAGUAAGAACAUUUACAGACUUAUGACGCCAUGACCUCUUGUAGCCGUAAAGAAGCUUAGUGUAUGAAGUAAAUUGUCUUGUCAUUUUGUCACAAGUAAAUGCUCAAUGGCCACAGUAGAAAAAUAUAGGUCUAUGUGCACUUUAUGCUUAAAAUUUAAAAAUGGCGGCUUCCAAAAAUUUAAACUUUCAUUCAGUAUUAGAUAUCUAAGGAUAAUUGUGGACAGAUCCUCCUAUCCCGUUGAGGUAAGAUUUUCAAACUACUGUUUUGAUAUUGAACAACGAAAAUACACCUUUGAUUAGAUAAGAGGACAUACCAAUGUAUAAGAAUGUCAAGGAUCCUACCCUGAUGAUAUGAAAAGCCUUCUAUCUGUAUGUUGUGAUGGGAUGGAGAAGAAUAUUCUGAUUGGCUUCUUACAUAAAUAAUUACCAUGAAUUAUCCUUUAUAGUUAAUUCAAAUUUCCACAGUUCGCCAAGUUGCCAAAAUAUAUGUUGUAAAAUCUAGAAAUGUUACUUUGUGUAUUGUGUAGCAACUUUUUAUUUCGCCAUGACGAAUCUAAUCUUAAAUUAUCACAAAUGAUGUUUAUAUGUGUAUCUGUUGAUACUGUAAUUCUUUAUGAAUAAUGAUUUACAUUCUUUUAUUAGUGAUUUUAUAGUUUUGAUAAUUAGUUAUUAUUUUUACAAUUAAUGUGCAAUUCAAAUCAGGGUGAAAAAGUUAUGGUUUGUUACGAUCAUGUAAAGGACAGGCACCUUUUUAAGAAGCACAUGAUAAAUUUUAUUCCAAGUGUUAAAGUUAAGUUGACAUUUUGUUAGUGAUUGUUUUAAGAGUCUGAUUUUGAUAAUAGUGUUACCUGUUAUUUUAUAAAUAUGAUGUGUAUGUGCUUUCUAUGUAGUUUUUGUAACAUUUUACUGUAUUAUUCCAGUUUAAGGCAUUUAACUUCUGUUGUAAGUAUGCAAUGAAAUUAAGUCCUAAAUUAAUCUAUUUCAGUGCAAAUAAUACACAGUCCAGAAUGGUAAAGUUACCAGUUUCCUUGAAAAAGAAUCUUGUAGUUUAAAAGAUUUAACCUUGUAUUUUUAAGGUGCUAGUAUUUUUCAAAAAUCUUCUCACUAAAACUUCUAACAUGGCUAGGAAUUUAAAAGUAUUAUGAUGUAGCGCACUAGCUUAGUAUUGGAUUUAAACAAAAUAUAACUUUACUAUUCAAAGGCCCAUGACUCAAAAAUAACGGUACUAAACAUUUACAUUCCAAUUUUAUUUCAGUCUAAAAGGCAUAAUUAUUGUAGUAAGUAUAAUGAAAGUAUUAUGUGCAUUAGCUGGUUUGAUUACUUACUUGGCUAAGUCAGUGUUAAUAUUUAUUAUCAUGUAUUUUUAUAUCAUGCUUGUGUAGCACAAAUUUUCAAAUAAAUGUUUGAACAGUA
Molecule: messenger RNA, 4260 nt
Organism: Leguminivora glycinivorella
Lineage: Eukaryota; Metazoa; Arthropoda; Insecta; Lepidoptera; Tortricidae
Product: coronin-2B-like
Exons: 13
Coding region: 271-1938 (555 amino acids)
Biological process (GO): actin filament organization
Molecular function (GO): actin filament binding
Source: RefSeq, a predicted model, not a curated record